This is a messenger RNA of Nipponia nippon (crested ibis), 633 nucleotides long. NCBI's taxonomy places the organism in Eukaryota, Metazoa, Chordata, Aves, Pelecaniformes, Threskiornithidae. The record is from RefSeq and is a predicted model, not a curated record.
AUGCGACGGACACGCUGUGUCUUACGGCAGAAAUGGGGCAAACUGGAGCUGAUAAGCUUUGGGAAGUUCAGCAAGAAGAAGGAGCAAGUCGUCCUGCCCCGCAAGACGCGGCUGGUGGCUUGGGUCGUCAGCAACUGGAACGAGGAGCACGCCCGGGUGCGGUACUACCGCCAGCUGAAGGAGCACCUCGCCAUCGACGUCUACGGGGCGCGGGGGCUGGCGCUGGCCGAGGGCGGCGUGGUGCAGACCAUCUCGGCCUACAAGUUCUACCUGGCCUUCGAGAACUCCCAGCACACCGACUACAUCACUGAGAAACUCUGGAGAAACGCCUUCGCCGCCAGCGCCGUCCCCGUCGUCCUCGGACCCCGCAGGGCCAACUACGAGCGCUUCAUCCCCCCCGACUCCUUCAUCCACGUCGACGACUUCCCCAGCCCCCAGCUGCUGGCCACCUACCUGAAAUUCCUCGAUAAAAACAAACCCAACUACAGGAGGUAUUUUGCCUGGAGGAAGAAGUACGAGGUCCACGUCACCUCAUUCUGGGACGAGCAUUUCUGCAAGGUUUGCCAGGCCGUGAGGGCAGCCGGGAACCAAAUGAAGACUGUACGAAAUCUGGCCAGCUGGUUUGAAAGCUGA